UCAAUAGUCAAUACUCUUUGUUAGUGCUUUAUAUUAUAUUCAAUAACAGUCUUUCUUAAAUAUUAAUGGUUCGCAAGUUUACAUGUGUCAGGUAUAUCUAUGUAAUAAAUAUUUAAUAUUUUGAUUUACAAUGAAAGUUAAAGUAAUUAGCCGAAAUCCCGACGACUAUGUACGCGAAACAAAGCUGGAUUUACACAAAAUCAAGAGAAAUUAUGAUCCAGCACUUCAUCCACUCGAAUCUGCAAGAGAAUAUGUAAGAGCAUUAAAUGCUACUAAGCUAGAUAAAGUGUUUGCGAAACCAUUUGUUGGAAAUUUAGAUGGUCACAGGGAUGGUAUUUAUUGUUUCGGCAAGCAUCCUAAACGGUUAUCUAUUUUAAACAGCGGUGGAUAUGACGGAGAGUUACGAAUUUGGGAUUUAACAUCAAGGAAAUGUGUAAGAAACUUUGUUGCUCACGCAGGGUUUAUCAGAGGAAUAUCAUACCUACCGUCGGGUGAGAAGUUUUUAACGGUUGGAGAUGAUAAAACAAUAAAGUUUUGGAACUCUGAAAAUCCUGAUAUUGGAGAGGACGAGCAACCAGUAAAUACAAUUUUAAGCAAAACCAUAAUAACAGGCAUUUCGCAUCAUAGAGAAGAUCAAUUAUUUGCCACUUGUGGCGAAGUUUGUUAUAUUUGGGACGCAACAAGAAAUGAUCCCUUAAAAACAUUGAAGUGGGGUGUAGAUACAUUACAUGCGAUAUCAUUUAACCAAGUUGAAAAAUCACUUUUAGCAACAUGCGCUAGUGAUAGAAGUAUAAUUUUUUAUGACACAAGACAAUCAAAACCAUUAAGAAAAAUAAUUUUAUCUAUGAGGUCAAACAAAUUAGCAUGGAAUCCAAUGGAAGCCUUCAAUUUUACAGUCGCAAAUGAAGAUUAUAAUCUCUACACAUUUGAUACAAGACAGUUGAAAAAUCCGAUUAAAAUUCAUUAUGAUCACGUUUCCGCAGUAACUGACAUAGAUUAUUCACCAACAGGUAGGGAGUUUGUCUCAGGAAGUUACGACAGAACUAUUAGAAUAUAUGAAGUUCAUAAAUCUCAUUCGCGAGAGGUAUACUAUACAAAAAGAAUGCAACAUGUAGUCUGCGUUGGUUGGAGCUUCGAUAAUAAAUACAUUUAUUCAGGCUCAGAUGAAAUGAACAUUCGUUUAUGGAAGGCAAGGGCUUCAGAAAAGUUGGGAGUCAAGGCACCAAGAGAAGUAGCCAACUUUAAUUAUCAAAACGCUAUAAAAGAAAAAUAUGCAGCCCAUCCACAAAUUAAGCGCAUAGCAAGACAUAGACAUGUACCCAAAAAUAUUUACAACGCUCAAAAAACCCUUCAAGCUAUCAAAAACAAGCAGAAACGGAAAGAAGCAAAUGUUCGCGCUCACUCUAAACCAGGCACGGUUCCAUUUGUUCCUGUUAAAAAUAAAGUUGUCAUUAGAGAAGAUGAAUAAAUUUGAUCUUUUAAUAAAAAA
Condylostylus longicornis is the source of this 1489-nucleotide messenger RNA. Its product is annotated as DDB1- and CUL4-associated factor 13. Gene Ontology annotation, cellular component: nucleolus; small-subunit processome. Gene Ontology annotation, molecular function: protein binding. The transcript has 3 exons. The record is from RefSeq and is a predicted model, not a curated record. Gene Ontology annotation, biological process: maturation of SSU-rRNA from tricistronic rRNA transcript (SSU-rRNA, 5.8S rRNA, LSU-rRNA). The coding region runs from base 131 to 1468 and encodes 445 amino acids. NCBI's taxonomy places the organism in Eukaryota, Metazoa, Arthropoda, Insecta, Diptera, Dolichopodidae.